Messenger RNA from Medicago truncatula (barrel medic), 1206 nucleotides. RefSeq lists its product as uncharacterized. The coding region runs from base 118 to 1029 and encodes 303 amino acids. NCBI's taxonomy places the organism in Eukaryota, Viridiplantae, Streptophyta, Magnoliopsida, Fabales, Fabaceae. Gene Ontology annotation, molecular function: 5'-nucleotidase activity. The transcript has 6 exons. Gene Ontology annotation, biological process: deoxyribonucleotide catabolic process. The record is from RefSeq and is a predicted model, not a curated record.
CUUUAGGAACCAUUGCAUUGUUCUACUCAAUUAAAAGGUUUUUUUCUUCCUUUGAUAUUUAUCCUUUACAAUCAUGAUCAAUCUCUUUGUUUCUCCAAAUUCUGCAUAAUCAUUAUCAUGGCUCAUUUGUUAAACUCUGAUCCAAGUUCUCAUUUCACAAGAACUUUUUGCAAAUACCCUUUUGUUUCUUCUUCUUAUUCUGAGGUUAAUAAAGUUGUUAGGUUCAAUCUUAAAUCCUGUUUUGAUAAUGGAAAUGGUAAUGUCAAGAGGGUUUUUCUGAAGGAAAAUACAAAGGGUUUAGAGAAGGGUAUUCCUGUCAUUGAUGGAAAAUGUGAUGCUACUAUUGUUGAGCAUAGAUCACAGGGUGGAAGUCACAAUAGAUCUUUUUGUUACCCUGAUCAGAAAUUUUCUCAUAAGCUUGUAGUUGCUGUUGAUGUUGAUGAAGUAUUAGGAAACUUCGUGUCAGCUCUGAACAAGUUCAUAGCAGAUCGAUACUCAUCAAAUUAUUCGGUUUCUGAGUAUCAUGUGUACGAGUUCUUCAAGAUAUGGAACUGUUCACGAGAUGAAGCUAAUAGUCGUGUUCAUGAGUUUUUCGAGACACCAUAUUUCAAGUCAGGGAUCCAACCUAUCCCAGGUGCUCAAAUGGCCCUGCAGAAAUUAUCACGAUUUUGUGACCUAUCAAUUGUAACAUCUCGGCAGAAUGCAAUCAAGGACCAUACGAUUGAGUGGAUAGAGAAUAACUUUUCAGGAUUGUUUGAUGAGAUUCACUUUGGAAACCACUUUGCUCUUGAUGGAGUGUCAAGACCAAAGUCAGAGAUUUGUAGGUCUUUAAAUGCUAAGGUUCUUAUUGAUGAUAACCCAAGAUAUGCAAUGGAGUGUGCUGAAGCCGGAAUUAGAGUCCUACUUUUCGAUUACGAAAAUUCGUAUCCUUGGAGCAAGACUGAGUUUGCUUAUCAACAUCCUCUUGUGCACAAAGUUGAGAACUGGGAUGAAGUUGAACAAGAAUUAAUGUCAUUGAUAGCAUCAUAGUUUACUAAAAAUCCUGCAACAUCAAAUUGUGAAAAAUCACUUUUAACUGGACUGUUUUAAUACUUAGACAAAUUUAGAUGUACUAUGGACCGAGAAACUAUUUGUAAUACUCUGCACAAAUGACGGUGUUGAGAUGAAUAGUGUGCUUUGGAAGAAUGAUUAACUUCUUUCAUUUGA